AUGGUAGCUAGUCGUAUGCAGAGAUGGGCAAUUAUUUUAUCUACUUAUUCGUUCGACAUCGAGUAUGUCCGUACAGAUGAAAAUGGGGCGGGCGGUUUAUCGCGGUUACCGCUUAAAACUGAACGAAACGUGACAACCCCACCCGAACAAACGUACCUGCAUUUUGUGCAACAAGCUCUGUCAUUAGACUAUAACGAUAUUAAACGGGAGACGUUGCGGGAUCCAUUAUUAUCAAAAGUACUAAGUUAUAUUCGUGACGGCUGGCCAUCACACUGCGAAAUUACUAAUCUUCAACCUUAUUGGAAUAGACACAAAGAAUUAUACGAGGAUCUGGGCUGUAUAAUGUGGGGUCAUAGAUUAGUAGUACCGGAAAAUUGCAGGGACAAAAUCUUGGCUAUGAUUCAUGAACCUCAUAUGGGAAUAGUGAAAUCCAAAGCGCUGGCUCGAAGCUAUGUAUGGUGGGCCGGCAUGGAGGAGGCGGUGGAGCGAGCGUGCCGUGAGUGUAUAACCUGCGCGGCGCAGGCGGAUGCGCCGGCGCGGAACUCGCCGCGAAUGUGGCCCUGGCCCGCACGGCCUUGGAGUCGGCUUCAUUUGGAUUUCAUGGGUCCCAUCGCGGGAAAAAUAUAUUUGGUAGUAGUUGACGCCAUGUCGAAAUGGAUUGAGGUUCAUAAAAUGACGAGUAUCUCUGCCAACUGUUUAAUUGACCGCUUAAAUGAAUUAUUUAGUAGAUUCGGCUUACCUCGACAAAUAGUAACGGACAAUGGAGCACAGUUCACGUCGUCACAGGAGUUCGAAUAUUUUAACAAGCACAACGGCAUAGGGCAUGUUUUUACGGCACUCUAUCACCCUUCCUCGAAUGGUCUGGCGGAAAACGCGAUAAGAACAUUAAAACGGGUAAUAAAAAAGGCGUUGCAAGAUAAUCAAAAUAUAGAUAGGGUGUUAUGGGCAUUUUUAAUGUAUUAUAGUAAUGUCGAACACGCAACAACGAGCGAGUCCCCAGCAAUGCUUAUGUUUGGUAGGCGAAUCCGUACACUAUUGGAUGUCAUCAAACCUGAUAGGGAAGGCCAAGUGCAUCAAGCUCAGCGACGCCAGCAGGACGCGGCCGCAGGAGUGAGUAGGAGUUUCGGCAAAGAGGAAGAAGUAUGGUAUAGGCAAUACUUAAAGGGGGAAAAAUGGAUUCCGGGUCGCAUUGUAGACGUUCUAGGCUCUAGUAAUUUUAAAGUGGAAGGUAAAGAUGGAGAAAUUAUACAUAGGCAUAUCGAUCAGCUGCGUAAACGACAAAGUAACAGUAGACUAUCUCUCGCUUCUACUACGCCCAUUUUGGAUCAACAGUCCACCAGAGAUUCUCAAGAGGUUCAUUGGCCGAUAGGUAGUAGUAGUCCCGCCCGCAGGUCGGAGGGGUCGGCGGAGGCAACUAGCUCGUCCCCCAUAGAGGUCAGAUCAGGAGUAGAUCAGUCUAAGCUAGAGGGGGCUAUUCCGGAGUCACCGGAACGGCAGUUCUCUUUGCCCCUUGGUGCUACACCCCGAGCUUGCCCUGUUAGGAAAUGUAGAUUGAAUAAACCUAGUUAUAAGGAGUAG
This is a messenger RNA of Parnassius mnemosyne (clouded apollo), 1578 nucleotides long. Lineage: Eukaryota; Metazoa; Arthropoda; Insecta; Lepidoptera; Papilionidae. The record is from the annotation of a GenBank genome assembly.